AUGCUUGACGCAGAGUCAAGCAGUUUGCUCAGUCCUCACGCACACACACACGCACGGGGUGACCGCAAGCCACUGAACCCACUGACCCUGCUGCAGCGGCAGGUCCUCCGGCCAGCAGAGGCGCUGUGUGCCUUUAAUGUGAGGCAGUAUGGCGGCGGCCUGUACGGAGUCUGCAGAGGAGCCAUGCCGUCUCCUGUGCCCGUGUCGCGGCUGCUGCCCAAAGACCUGUUCCCUAGUGUGGAGACAGGCGCCUGCAGCAGUCCUCUGUUCACUCACGGCUCCUCUCUGCACCCCCCUGUGCCGCGGCCGGGCCGCUGCUCUCGACCCUGGGCCUCCGUGAUCCUGUGGGAGCAUCUUCGACCGAUGGGUCCGGUGGGCGCGGGGGGCUUCGGCUCGGUGUACCAGGCGGACUACAUGGAGCAGAGCGUGGCUCUCAAACGGGUGCACAACUCCACGAAGAACCAGUUGGCGUCCCGCCACAGCUUCUGGGCAGAGCUGAACGCCGCGCACCUGCGUCACCACAACAUUGUGCGCGUGCUCGCGGCCAGCACGUGCGUGCCCUCGUUGCCAUGGUACCGGGGCUGCCUGGGAGCUGUGCUCAUGGAGCUGUGCGUGUCGGACCUGCAGCAGCUCAUCUAUGGCCCGGAUGCCCUGCAGGAGAGCCGCUGUGUGCGAUACGCUCAGCACGUGACAAACGGUCUGCGUUUCCUGCACGCGCACCGCGUGCUCCAUCUGGACAUUAAACCCGCGAACCUGCUGCUGUCCCGGGACGACGUGGUGAAGAUCGCGGACUUCGGCUGCUCCCUGCAGCUGGACAAAGGGGAGGACACCGUGUCCGCGAGCCCGCAGCUCAGCCACGUGGGCGGCACGUUCACGCACCGGGCCCCGGAGCUGCUCAGAGGGGGGCCCGUGUCGUCCAAAGCUGACGUGUUCUCCUUCGCCAUCACCCUGUGGCAGCUGUUGACCCGCGAACAGCCCUACGCAGGGGACAGACAGUACGUCAUCUACGCCGUGGUGGCUCACGAGCUGAGGCCGAACUGUGACACGCACGCUGUUUUCCAAGGGGUGCGCGCUCCCGUUUACCGCGGGCUCCUGAGCCGCUGCUGGAGCGCUCAGCCGCAGGACAGACCGAGCUGCGAGGAGCUGCUGGAGCUGCUGCCGGUGGUCCCCGACACGUGA
Knipowitschia caucasica is the source of this 1179-nucleotide messenger RNA. Lineage: Eukaryota; Metazoa; Chordata; Actinopteri; Gobiiformes; Gobiidae. The record is from the annotation of a GenBank genome assembly.